Molecule: messenger RNA, 1170 nt
Organism: Blepharisma stoltei
Lineage: Eukaryota; Ciliophora; Heterotrichea; Heterotrichida; Blepharismidae
Source: the annotation of a GenBank genome assembly
AUGGGACAAAAAUUCACUACAAAAGCUACAGACCCUGAUAUUAUUUCAGCCAGAGAGCAUCGUUCAUCAACAAUCGAACAAGCCAGAGAAAAAAAUUUUUCAAUCUAUAAUCAAAUGAUGUGAAGAAUAUUAAAUAAACACUCAAAAUCAAUUACCCCAAAGCUAGAUUUCCUUAACCUACCAAACGAAGUUAUUCUAAUCAUAAUCAAAUUUCUUGCAAGUGAUAUAAGAGCUCUCAUGGCUGUAUCGCCCUCUUGAUAUAUCCAUAUCAUUGAUGCUUUUGACGAAAUGUUCAAUCCAAUUGAAAGCCAUUUUGCGUUAGUCCAUUCUCACCUUUUUGCAUUCAAUAAAAGCUUUUUAAGCAGCAGUGGCAUCUGUGUUAGUGAACGAAAAGGCUACAGAGUUGAUCGUGCAAUUGUGGCAGAGCCUCUAAGCACUUUAGAAGGCAAAACAAUAAAAUUUCGAUAUACCUAUAGGACCUACCAAUCUGAAUUUAUUUUUAAAGCUGAAUUCAAGCUUGACAUAAUACGAUACCAAAAGAUGAGUUUAUGACUCCACAAAGACGAAUGCAGAAUCAACGCAAACGACUCUAAUAAAGCUUAUUCCAAACAAAUUCCUGAAAUCUGUAUAGGAGAUUUGUUUGAGUUCGCUAUAAACUGAUACAACUUACUAGGCCUCACAAGGCUUGAGUCUAUCCAAUGGCAGCCUCCUAUAAUCCAAGACACUAAAGCUAUCCUAAAAUCCAUCAAACUCGAGCCCGAUUUUCCAAGAAAAAAAGCAGAAAACCAAGGAAUAAAGCAGAAGCUUUACAUGUACAACAUCUCCAGGCAUUGUGAAAUGGAGCUGAUACAAAAUGAUUGGUAUGAUGCCAGAUAUUACUCUAAAUCCAACGUAUCCUUUGACUAUAACCAUUUUGAACCUUUUUUGAAGCUGAUUAAGGCAGAAUUUGCAGGGGUCGACGUGAUUGUCGCUAAAUAUACAUUUAAAGCCGUAAAAGAAGGGAUUGUAUUGGACGCUAUAUCAAGACUAGGGAUAUUAAUUGAGGUCAAACUUAAAGAAGAAGUGAUUACAAAUGAGGUAAAAAGAAUGGGACUUUUGUUUGAUAGGCAUAAGCCUGUCCAAAUGAGGAUUGGUGAUAUUCUAGUGGUGUUUAUUAGCAGAGGAGGAUAG